Sclerotinia sclerotiorum 1980 UF-70 is the source of this 1185-nucleotide messenger RNA. RefSeq lists its product as hypothetical. The record is from RefSeq and is a predicted model, not a curated record. The coding region runs from base 1 to 1185 and encodes 394 amino acids. NCBI's taxonomy places the organism in Eukaryota, Fungi, Ascomycota, Leotiomycetes, Helotiales, Sclerotiniaceae. The transcript has 4 exons.
AUGCUGAUUCCUUUACGAGCGGUUUUUGAGAAAUUAUUGGGGAAUCUGCCCAUAGUCACACAGCUGAGGCUCACUCGAUACCUAUCAACGUUCAUAUCGGCUUACUUCGGUCUGCAACUCCUCCAAUCACGUCCAAGUAAAACCUUCACUGAAGACCUUCCCCACGAAACGAAGAAUGGCGUGGAACUUCGACCCACUAGGUUUGCGGGAAGAACUCUGGACUUGACUCUCUUUGCUUUCACUCGAGCUCUUGAUUGCGUCGUCGGAGAAUUAUGGGCUCAACGUAAGAGUCGACGACAAGCCUCUGGGAAGUGGUCGAGAUUAGAUGGGAUGAUAUCAUCUGUCACUGACCCGACCCUGUUCGCAAGCUCCUGCGCUCUAAUCAUGUGGGCAUUCAUUUACACACCCGCCCGUCUUCCCCUGGCCUACAACAAAUGGAUUAAAUCCGCCGCUCAAGUGGAUUCUCGUUUACUUAAAGCUCUUCGCUAUUGUCGCUAUGGUGAACUAAAAUAUGGCGUCGAAACGGGCCAGGCACACCUUCUAGGAGAUAUGUGCAAAGAUUAUGGUCUACCAGAAGAGUACGGAGAUCCAACAAAAUCUAUUCCAUUUCCUUGUGAACUAGUCCACAUGGGUGCAGGUCCGAAUUGUGAAUUUCACGCCGUGUCAAGAUUCUAUAAAUCAUUCAUUUGGUCUGCUUCAAUGUAUUUGCCACUGAAUUUGGCACUUAUUCUCCGUAAUCCAAAAAAUUCGAGAAAAGCCUUCGUCCAUGCCCUUAAAUCAUCGGCUCGUUCUUCGGCUUUCCUUUCUGCAUUCAUUACGCUCUUUUACUACGGAAUCUGCCUCACUCGUACGAGAUUGGGACCGCGUGUAUUCGGUACCUGUCCGCACGCCUGUCAAGCCAUCGACUCGGGUUAUUGUAUAGGAGCCGGAUGCUGGAUGUGUGGAUGGAGUGUACUUAUAGAAAGUGCAAAGAGAAGGGAAGAAAUGGGGUUAUUUGUUGCCCCGAGGGCGCUGGCGACUUUGCUGCCGAGGAGAUAUAGAUGGGAGGAGCAGUGGAUUGAGAAGGUCGUUUUCGCCUGGGGAACAGCAGUCGUUUUUACUUGUGUGGGGGAGAACAAAGAUAGAAUUAGGGGUGUGCUGGGGAAGGUUUUGAGUGAGGUUUUAAAUGCUGGCGGUGGGUUCUAG